Chionomys nivalis (European snow vole) is the source of this 2181-nucleotide messenger RNA. Its product is annotated as leukocyte immunoglobulin-like receptor subfamily B member 3A. The record is from RefSeq and is a predicted model, not a curated record. Gene Ontology annotation, biological process: cytokine-mediated signaling pathway. The coding region runs from base 1 to 2181 and encodes 726 amino acids. Lineage: Eukaryota; Metazoa; Chordata; Mammalia; Rodentia; Cricetidae. Gene Ontology annotation, molecular function: inhibitory MHC class I receptor activity. The transcript is spliced from 13 exons.
AUGUCCACCUUUAUAGCCCUGCUCUGUCUGGGAAUGACUCUGUGUCCUGGGACGCCAGUGCUGACAGGAACCCUGCCUAAGUCUAUACUAAGAGCACAGCCAGAUACUGUGGUCUCCAAGCAGACUAACGUGACCUUAUUGUGUGAGGGUAUGAAAGGAGCCAAAGAGUUCCAUAUCUACAGAGAUGGAGUUCGAUAUACUCAGUUCACACAGACUCUACUAAAGCCUGAGAACAAGGCUGAAUUCUCCAUCUCAAACAUUGACCAGAACCAUGCAGGGAGAUAUCAAUGCUGCUAUCAGACCCAUGAUGGAUGGUCAGACUACAGUGACACCUUGAAGCUGGUGGUGACAGGAGAACACAGUAAACCCAGUCUGUCAGCCCAGCUCAGCCCAGUGGUGACCUCAGGAGGAAAUGUCACCCUCCAGUGUGACUCACGGCAGCGACAUGACAGGUUUGUUCUCAUUAAGGAAGGACCACAGAAGCUCUCCUGGAUACUGGACUCACAGUAUAACUUCUCUAAUAGACAAUACCAGGCCCUGUUCUUUGUGGGUCCUGUGACCUCCAACCAAAGGUGGACAUUCAGAUGCUACAGCUUUGACAGAAACAGACCACUGGUGUGGUCAGAACCCAGUGAUCCACUGGAACUCCUGGUUUCAGGGACCCUCCACAAACCCACCAUCAAGGCUGAGCCAGGUACUGUGAUUGCCUACAAAAGUGCCAUGACCACCUUGUGUCAGGGGAGCCGGGAUGCAGAAUUGUAUACUCUUCAUAAACAGGGGAUCCCAAAGCCCUGGGUCACAAGGUCCCCAGAGAAGCCUAGAAAAAAAAAGGCCAAUUUCUCCAUCCCUUCUGUGACAGAGAAACAUGUGGGAAUAUAUCAAUGUUACUAUUACAGCAUGGCAGGCUGGUCAGAUCACAGUGACACCCUGGAGAUUGUGGUUACAGGGCUGUCCAAGAAGCCCACCCUGCUGACUCACCAAGGCCAUAUCCUGAAUCUUUCAAAGAAUCUCACCCUACAGUGUUCCUCUGAUAUCAACUAUGACAGAUUUGCUUUGUAUAAGGUGGGAGGAAAUGACUUCACCCAGGACCAUGGCCAGUGGACUCAGGAUGGUCUCUCCUUUGCCAACUUCACACUGGGCUCUGUGAGUAACUCUACUGGUGGCCAGUACAGAUGCUACGGUGCACACAACCUCUCUUCUGAGUGGUCAGCCUCCAGUGACCCCUUGGACAUUCUGAUCACAGGACACUUUCCUGUCACUCCUGUUCUCUCAGUGAAGCUUAACUCAACACUACCUCCAGGAGACUAUGUGACGCUUCUGUGUUGGUCAAGAAACCCCGUGGACACUUUCAUUCUGUACAAGGAGGGAAAAGUCCAUCAACCUCAGCGACAAAAAGCAAUGUUCCAAGAUUCGCAGUACCAGGCAGAAUUCACCCUGAGUGCUGUGACCUCUGCUGUCUCAGGAAGCUACAGGUGCUAUGGUUCUCAAAACUCAUCGCUAUACCUGUUGUCAUAUGCCAGUGCCCCCGUGGAGCUCAUCGUUUCAGGACCCACUGAAGCAUCCAGCCUGCCACCAUCAAAGUCCCUGCCACCAUCACAGCCCAUGCCAACACCUGGACUGGAAAACUGCCUAAUGGCUCUGGUUGGAGUGUCUGUGGCCUUCCUCUUGUUACCAUUCAUCCUCAUCUUCCUCCUUCUCCUACAAAGGCAACAGGGAAAAUUCAGAAAGAAAGCCAAGAAAAAGACAGAAUUCCACGUUCCUGCAGGGGCUGCAGAGCUAGUAAUCAGAGAUAGGGGCCCCCACGAGAGAUCAAACAGAGCUGCUGCCACCCAGGAAGAAAGCCUUUGUGAGAUAAAGAGGGUCCUAGGGAUGGAAACAUCUAAAAACUCAGCAUUGCAGGGGUGGUGGAGAGGCUCUGGGGUCUUUGCUGAUGCUUCAGUGGAGGACAUACAACUUGAGGAUGGUGUGGAACUGCACAGUUGGUUUGUCUUUGUUAAAAUCCACCUGCAGGAAUUCAGAACCUGGCACCAGCCCCUGGCCAUCAUCAGUUCCCCUGAUUCCGAAAGCAGCCCCACCGCUGGAGGAGGCAGUGGCUGCCCUUCCCUGAGCCUUUUUGUCUUCUCUCUUUCCUAUACAGGGGCGAAAGAUACCCAGAAUCCAGGCACCUCCGGUUCUUCCUGA